UUAAGUUAUUUCUUUGUUUACAUGUUUUCUGUCAAAAAAACAUGUAAAUAUCAAGCGCGUAGUUUAAAGAGAACGUUGAGAUUAAAUUAAUGCCUAGUUGCUGAAUAAUGCUGCGCAGUUUAGCACCAAGUCAAAAUGCGACAGGAAGCACAAAAUCAGCUUUUACGCCACCUCUUCAAAACAAACGUAAACGUGCGUGUCAAGAAAAGCUGCAGAAACAGCAGAACAAUACAAAUUUGAUAUCUUUGCUGCCACUUAGUGAAUAUGAAAAAACAAUUGCAAAAGUCUUAUCACGGCCUUUUAAAAUUCCAAUUGCCAAUUAUAUACCUGAUUUCAACAAUGGUGGACGCUGCUUGGGUAUGCGACGACUGUCGAUACGCAAAGCAUUACAUGAUCCACAAGCAUGUAAUUCUCUUGUUUUAUAUACGCCGCCUGAGUAUACAGAACAUGAACGCUUGACACUAGAUCCUGUAAAAAUACUGGUGCACGUUGUUGUAGAUCCAUUGCUUAGUAACAUAUUACGUCCGCACCAAAGAGAAGGCGUACGUUUUAUGUAUGAAUGUGUUGUUGGCCGCCGUGGAGAAUUUAAUGGCUGUAUUAUGGCUGAUGAAAUGGGUCUUGGAAAAACCUUACAGUGCGUAACACUAGUGUGGACGUUAUUACGUCAAAGUCCAGAUUGUCGUUCAACUAUAACUAAAGCUAUAAUUGUGUCACCGUCGUCUUUAGUUAAAAAUUGGGAAAAAGAGUUUGCUAAGUGGUUGCAAGGUCGUAUUCACUGUUUGGCUAUAGAGGGUGGAGCAAAAGAGGAUACAAUAAGAGCUCUUGAGCAAUUUGCUCUGAAUAGCAAUCAACGUUGCGGUACACCUGUGUUGUUAAUAAGUUAUGAAACAUUUCGCAUAUAUGCAAACAUAUUAUGUAGGACUGAAGUAGGCAUGGUUAUCUGUGACGAAGGACAUCGUUUAAAAAAUAGUGACAAUUUAACUUACCAAGCAUUAAUGGGACUAAAAACUAAAAAACGAGUGCUACUUUCAGGCACACCUAUUCAAAAUGAUCUUACUGAGUAUUUUAGUUUAGUUAAUUUUGUUAAUCCUGAAAUGUUAGGUACAGCAACUGAAUUUAAAAGAAACUACGAAAAUGCAAUUUUACGUGGCCAAAAUGCUGACUCAAGCGAUAAGGAACGCGAGCGAGCUGUAGAAAAAACUCAGCAAUUAAUAAGUAUCGUGAAUCAAUGUAUCAUACGCAGAACGAAUCAAAUUUUAACCAAAUAUUUGCCUGUCAAAUUUGAAAUGGUUAUAUGUGCUAAGCUCACACCUGUGCAAAUGGAAUUGUAUACUAACUUUUUAAAAUCUGAUAAAAUUCGAAAAAGUUUACAAGACUGUAGUGAAAAGGCUUCAUUGACUGCAUUGGCCGAUAUAACAACUUUAAAGAAAUUAUGCAAUCAUCCAGAUUUGAUAUACGAUAAAAUAGCGGCAAGAGAAAAUGGUUUUGAAAGUUCUGCACAUGUUUUGCCACCAAAUUAUAGUACUAAAGAAAUAAAUCCUGAACUCAGUGGAAAAUUUAUGCUGCUCGAUUUCAUGUUAGCAACCAUUCGGGCUAAUUCCGACGACAAGGUAGUGCUUAUAUCGAAUUAUACCCAAACCUUAGAUCUUUUUGAGCAAUUGGCGCGUAAAAGAAAAUAUACAUAUGUACGACUUGAUGGUUCCAUGACCAUUAAAAAGCGUAGUAAAGUCGUGGAUAAAUUCAAUGACCCUACCUCAGAUUGCUUCCUUUUUAUGUUAAGUUCAAAAGCAGGUGGCUGUGGCUUAAAUUUAAUUGGAGCAAAUCGUUUAUUUAUGUUUGAUCCCGAUUGGAAUCCUGCCAAUGACGAGCAAGCCAUGGCACGUGUUUGGCGAGAUGGACAAAAGAAACCUUGUUUCAUAUAUCGUUUGGUUGCUACGGGUUCUAUUGAAGAGAAAAUAUUGCAAAGACAAACACAUAAAAAAUCAUUGUCUAGUACAAUUAUUGAUAAUAAUGAAAGUGACGAAAAACAUUUUACACGCGAUGAUCUUAAGGAUCUAUUCCGUUACGAAUCGGAUGUUUUAUCUGAUACACAUAAUAAACUUAAAUGUAAGCGCUGUUUGAAUAAUAUACAAAUAACUCCACCACCAGAUGACUCGGAUUGUACAUCACAUUUAUCGCAAUGGUUUCAUUGUUCAAAUAAUAAAGGCUUACCUGAUAGUACAUUAUCGCAAGCUUGGUUGAUUAGUAAAUGCGUUUCCUUUGUAUUUCAUCAUCGUUCACAAGGCGAAGCAUGUUCAAAAAUAAUAGAAGAUUCGCAUGAAAAAAAUAAAGAAAAUUUGAAGAGUAAAAAACGUAAAAGCGCAAUGAGCGAAAGCGAUUCUGAUGAGGACUAUACGAACGAUGGAAAUUAUAGCGAUUAAUGCAAAAAGUAUUAGUAUAGUAAGAAUUAAGAUAUAAAUAA
Molecule: messenger RNA, 2461 nt
Organism: Teleopsis dalmanni
Lineage: Eukaryota; Metazoa; Arthropoda; Insecta; Diptera; Diopsidae
Gene: okr
Product: DNA repair and recombination protein RAD54-like
Exons: 8
Coding region: 108-2420 (770 amino acids)
Biological process (GO): reciprocal meiotic recombination; double-strand break repair via synthesis-dependent strand annealing
Cellular component (GO): nucleus
Molecular function (GO): ATP binding; DNA translocase activity; ATP-dependent chromatin remodeler activity
Source: RefSeq, a predicted model, not a curated record